Corythoichthys intestinalis (scribbled pipefish) is the source of this 1961-nucleotide messenger RNA. RefSeq names its product trichoplein keratin filament-binding protein. The transcript has 13 exons. The record is from RefSeq and is a predicted model, not a curated record. Bases 201 to 1208 code for a protein of 335 amino acids. NCBI's taxonomy places the organism in Eukaryota, Metazoa, Chordata, Actinopteri, Syngnathiformes, Syngnathidae.
AUGCACGCACACACCGAACAUCUUCUGUCAGAGAGAAAAGGGGAGAAAAGUCAGAUAAUUUGAAAACCAAGAACACAGGCAAAGAAAACAAGUACAGGAAGAUUAGAACUACUACUUCUGCGUUGGAAUGCCGCUGUAAACUGAAGCCCCAGGCAAGUGUCAAAGCAGUUAACGAGGCUGUUACCUCGAUCAAAUGCAGGAUGAACUGGGACCGACAGCUGAGCUCCAUCCUCUCUGAUGCAGAUAACAGCGUGGCCAACAUCAGGGGAAGGCUGUCAUUAUUGGGUCACUCCAGCAUAAGGGAAGAAGAGUUGGUUCCAAACACGGGAAAGAUUCCUGAGACAGACUUUGACAGACGCACCUUUUGCUCGCCAUCACCUGGUGUAUGGCAACUGCCUCCUGUCAGUCCUGCAGUGAACUGGGCAGAUGUAGCCUCAAUCCAGUCUCAGCUUCACACACAGAACCAGGUGAUCGAGUCACUUACCAAGAAACUUAGUGAUAUAGAACAGGAAAAAGAGUCCCAGCAAUUUCACAUUCAUACGCUGCAAGCGGAGGUGGACCGGUUGCGUGAAGACCUGAGAGGGAGGAGAAGCGAGAAGGAAGGUUUUCCAGAAGACUUCUCACCGGAGAUUCGCAGCUCCAAGGUUUGUCAAGUAGAGCUGGAACACCUUAGCAAAGAGGUGGACCAUCUCAAAAUGCGACUGAGGAGGCAAGAGGAAGCGAUGAUGCGCCAGGAGAAAGAGACCCGAGAGAGCCGGCGACAGUGCCAGCAUAACUGUGAGAUGCUCCAGGAGCUGACCGACCGGUACAAAGCUCACAGUGCAGAUCUGGCCAACAGAGCUUUUGAGUAUACGCAAAAAGAGGUCCGCCACAUCAGCGCUGCUGUGUCAGAACUGGAGGGCGAGGUCAAGCAUCUGCGGGAACGCCAAACUGCACUACCAGAAACUGUCCCAAAUAGCUCGCCCAAGCUUAAAGCUGCGGAGGCGAGGCUAGACUUGGAUUCGGACGACUUGAGCCCAACUGUGAGCCUGGCUGACAUCAGCUCUGAAGAUCUCUCACUUCUGGAUGACCUGAGUCUUGAACGUCAGUGCAGAGUCAAUCGUGACCAUCUAGACAGGGAGGACGAUGACGUCGAUGACAUCUUGAAUGACAUCGAUGAUGACGUUAACCUUGAUUUAGCAUCUGACCUAAGUCUGACGGACCUCUGAACUUUUUUUUAUGUGAUGUCAGUGAAUGGACUACAUGGGAAAUAGUUGUGGCAUGUUAAGCAGUAGGGGUUUGCGGUAUGUGUUUCCCAGGCUGCAGCAGAGGAGGCCAUCAGCCACUGCGCUGUAUGUAUGUGGCGCAUGUACACAAGUAAGAUUUGUUGUAAGGGUGCAACAAUUAACCAAUCUUGAUCAAUAUAUGGAUUUGUUAAGCACAAUCAAAUGGAAAUUAAUCGAAACGCAAAAAAAUGGAUUCUUGUCAUCUUUUAGGUAUAUUUUGUCAAAAAGAAUGUUUUUGUAUUUAAAUGUCUGAAAAGUGUCAUUAACAAAAUUGCCAAAAAAAACAUCUAAAUUGCUUUGUAUUUUUCUAUUACUUUAGGUGAAAUGUAACUGAUUUUGUCAAAUGUGUACAAAAUAUUGUAUAAAAACGAUCAAGGGUCCUUGAAUCAAAUCGAACAUAGAUCUACCAUUUUUUGGGCUUUUCAAUACUAAUACAGACUAUUAUUGGUUAAUACCAUACAGUUGAUGACCAAUAUUUGGGGCAGAUAUUCAUUUGCAGUAAAAGUGUAUAGUGUUGAAAAAAUGUGAAAGAAUAAAAACACUUUGUUUCAAUGCCUAAAGCAUGUUUAUUCAACCAAAGAAAUUAAUAAAUAUAUAAAAUACGAAUAAUAGAACUCAGUUUUAACUUAAAAUACAACAAAAUGUGUACGGAGUUAAACACACACAAUAAGAAGAGAAAAAAAGACAUCCACUUGA